Messenger RNA from Dermacentor silvarum, 3920 nucleotides. Its product is annotated as mannose-P-dolichol utilization defect 1 protein. The record is from RefSeq and is a predicted model, not a curated record. NCBI's taxonomy places the organism in Eukaryota, Metazoa, Arthropoda, Arachnida, Ixodida, Ixodidae. The transcript has 6 exons. Bases 68 to 796 code for a protein of 242 amino acids.
CCCGUCGUCACCGCACUUCGGUCGCUUCGGUUGAGUUGUAGUGUUUCCGUGGCGGUAAUCGUACGACAUGGGUACGCUAACGAAGCAAAUAUUACAAGCCUUCUUCCCUGGAAGAUGCUACGACGAGAUAAUUGUACGGCACAACUUCGGAAAUGUGGACUGUCUCAAGUUAGCGCUGAGCAAAUGUAUAGGCUACGGCAUCAUAGUCGGAUCCACGCUGGUGAAGGUGCCACAGAUCAUGAAGAUCAUGAAGACACAGAGCGGUGAGGGCAUCAGCGUCACCUCGGUGCUCAUGGAGCUGAUGGGCAUGACGGCCACGGCGGCCUACAGCUACGCACAGCGAUACCCGUUCAGCUCGUGGGGCGAGGGCCUGUUCCUGAUGCUGGAGACGGCGCUUAUAGCGGCGCUCGUGAUGCGCUACCGGGGCCAGACGAGCCGCGUGAUGGGCUUCACGGCCUCGUACACCUGCCUGCUGGCCGUGCUGAUGAUGAAGAUGGUGCCCGUGCCCGUGCUCUGGUCGGCGCAGCUGCUCAGCCUGCCCGUCAUCAUCUGCGGAAAGCUGAUGCAGGUGUGGAGCAACUACCGGCAAGGCCAUACGGGCCAGCUGUCCCUGAUCACGACGGCAUUGCUCUUCCUGGGCGGCUUGGCGCGCAUCUUCACCUCACUCACCGAGACUGGCGACCCGCUCAUCGUGGUCACCUUCUGCCUGGCCACCUUAGCCAACUCGCUCAUCUUUGGACAGGUUCUCUAUUACUGGGAAGCCACCAACAAGCUGGUCAAAAAGAAGGCCAAGUAGCCUUCCCAGAGUGAAGCCAGGCGCAUUGCGUGGGAGAAUUCGAGAACCUGGACAGUGAAACGAGGAUAUUGGUGAAGGAAAAGCCACUUCAAGAGAAAAAGGAAGGAUGGUCAUCCUCGUUUCUCUUCAUUGUCUCAUCGCUGCUGUCCGAGUAGGCACAGCUGACAGCUGCUGUUCUUGUCUACCAGGUGGUGUACUUCAUGCGAAUACACUGCAGCAUGGGAUAAAGGCGUGGCGUGGUGUGGUCUUGCCACCAGUGGCAAAGCUGCACUGGCAGCUGUGCGUGGGAAUGGAGUGACCAGGCUCGCAUUGUCCUGCUCGAGGACGACACCUCGUUUCACUGCUCUCUUAGAUGCUAAGGUUCUUUCACUUUAUUAUUGCUUAGUUCUUAUUACACUUUACUUGUCUAGUUAAACUUUUUUGCGAGCCUAUUGCCUACUAGAGGAGCGAGCUAUCUUCUGUGACGUAGUCACAAGCUGCCCUGUAUCUUUGUUAUCAUACCUGUUCAUUUCCUCCUUUCCCUAUUUGUACUAUUUUUUGCUUGCUCCGUGCCAAAGCCACACUAGGUUAAGCACGAGCUGGUCAACAGUAUGCAAAAGUUGUUUUGCUGCGCACUCUCGUGGCGCAGAAUGUGUAAAAUGUAAGAGAGGCACUUACUUGUGAUGGAAGCGAAAUAAAUGUGUGAUAACAGAAUUCACAGUAUAAAAUGCUAACAAGAUGUAACAGUAACACUGAUGUGGUCUCCUUUGUUUAGGGGACAUGAUUUAGAUGCCCAUGUUAACAUUCCAUUUUAUGGUGCUCAUCAAAAUUUCUGCCGACAUCUCUCUGUGCCCUGACACUACUGCAUUUGCUCCACUGCAUCUUGGAUGAAUUUGAGGUGUCAUGCAUUCCUUUGUUUUUGCUUCAUUUUGUGCUAACCUUUGGCAUGCUUCAUUCUGUGCUAACCCCAGUGACAUGCUGCUUGCCUUGCCAUGAUAUUCAUUAUUUUUCAGCCCCUAUCCCGUACGAAGUUUGCAUUCUUUAUUGAAACCUUAUAGUUUCGUAUUCUACUUUUGCUGCCUUCUUCUUGUAUCUGGUUGGCACCCACGGAUUGCUUGAAUGUGUGAAUACAUUGUGGAAUUACUAUUCCUCCUAGACAUAAUAGGACAGCCCAGCUGCUGGUGGAUAUUAUCACAACAUUAGCAUUUAGUGAAACUUUUAAACAGUGGUAAUGGGAGAUCUCAACUGCUUACUUGGCAGGUUGUAUGCCGUUAGCAUAGAGGUUGGAGACUACUGAUUGAUACAAUUUAAAUGGCUACCAUUAUAACCUUAAGUGCUCCCUUUUCAUGCCUUAUCAUUCAUGAAAAUUGACAGGAGCUGUUCAUUACAAGAAUGGUGUAUGCAAAGAACAAUUGAACCGAAAUGACAAUAAAGUAUAUGAAUUAUGCCAGAGCAAAAUAAGACAUCAAUACUAUGGGCAAAAUAAGUGAGCUAAUGCAUGAAUAAUGUGCAUACAAUUGUUGGCAUGUCCGAUAUGGAAGUCAAUAUAUGACCUUCUCAAACUGCAUCUUCGAACAUGUCGCUGAAACCAAGUGGCGUAGCUGGCUGCAGCUGACAAGAGUGAUAUAAUAGACUCUGCAGUGAAGGGUGCAGACUUUCCAUAGCAUUGUAAUGAAGUACAAAUGAAAUAUACGUCCGGAAUGUUCACCCAAAGAGUGUUGCACUUCUCAAGGUUAUUAUUCUGUCCGGGUAACUGCGAUCACUGUUAAGUGCACUUUGAACAACAUACAUCACAAGGUAUUGAUUUUUUGUUUAACACCACAUGUACAUGUAAAUGUUCUGACAGAAAAGCAAAAGACGAAUGAUGUUAAAGGAACCGACUGACCAUAAUGUGUCUUGAGGUCCUGGUGCUAACAGUAAGAAUGUGUGGCAAUGAUGAAAACAAGCAUGCUUUUAUUGAUAGACACGGAAUCUAUAUCAGCAUAUAAUGUUGCACAAAUUGACAUGGGGUGAUUGCACUCUAACAUUGUCAGUGAAUAUAUGUGCACUUCCUCAAAUGUACAUGCCUCAGCUGUUUUCAGAUAGAUCUUUUGUAGAUUAAAAAAAUUAUUUGAUGUUCUUAUGGCUUUUGCGUGCUCAAUUGUGUCACUGUAAAGAGCUGUUUGCUUCUGUUAACAAUGGUACUGUCUCUGUACAUGGGAAUAGAGUGCAAUUGUUAAACAUGUUCUAAUAACAUAGUAACAUAUAUGAAUAAUUUCUGUACUUGUGUGAGGCACUGUCUGAGCAAUGUGAAUAUAUAAGUGCCAAGAAUAUGUGAUGCUGUGAAAGCAUGUGAGCAUUGCUGGUGCAUCGUUUCAUAAAUUCCUGCAGAUUUGCUGCCAAAACCGCUUGUGUUUGUUGGCACUAUGCCUUUGUGGUGUGCCGUUGCCUUCACCAUCAACUGUGAUUGGUGCUGACGUCCAUACACACUUACUAUUUAGAAUAUUGAGACUGUGAAAUCCUAUCUGCAAAACUUCCUGAAACUUUCAUAAUUAACUGUCGUGGUUAUCGAUGCUUUAGAAAGUAAGCUUUCCAAUGCACCACAAAUGUGGACAACCUUGCAAAUCGGUUGUCGGUCACUUUAAAGAUUAAAGGUGCAUGCAAGAACAGUUAUUUGAAGGUAAGAGUAUUUCACAGCGUGUGUAAUGUUUAAUUAUUAAACACAAAAUAGUCUUCGGUCCUGCGGGUAUGUAGCUUUGUAUGGCCAUUUAUUCUCAGUUUAUCUUUGUGCAGUUUGCUUACAUACUUUGCACAACCAUGGCCUCUUUAACAUUGCAUAGAGUAACAAGAGACUGGAGUUAAGAACAGUGUGAUGCAGGCAAAGUAAAGGAAAGAAUGAAGUGAGCCUAGACUGCUUCUUCUUCAGUACUAGGACAUUGCAUCAGCUGCCAGGCACCUCAAGGAAAGUGCACUGUCCAAAAAUAUAGAUGGAGAAUAGUAUACAAAACAAUACAUUGCAGCUGGUCUGAAUGAGGCUAUGGCAUAGUACUGAAUCCUACUAUUGUGUCGUUUUUUUCAUUGUAUUGCUUUUUUUCCCUCCUUUCUUGUGUAUGUUCUCUGACCUGUAUGUUUUCGACUAAUAACAUUUUAAAACUGUUGAACUGUU